Cyphellophora attinorum is the source of this 1182-nucleotide messenger RNA. RefSeq names its product Zinc-type alcohol dehydrogenase-like protein. Bases 1 to 1182 code for a protein of 393 amino acids. The record is from RefSeq and is a predicted model, not a curated record. Lineage: Eukaryota; Fungi; Ascomycota; Eurotiomycetes; Chaetothyriales; Cyphellophoraceae. The transcript is spliced from 5 exons. Gene Ontology annotation, molecular function: oxidoreductase activity; zinc ion binding.
AUGGCAGAUUCAACGAAGGUCCCAGCUCCAGUCUAUACGACAGAGUACAAGCCACACCCAACAGAGAAGAUGAAAGCGGCUCAGUGGACAGGCACCAAAUCCGUCAAGAUCAACGAGGUUCCCAAACCCACCAUCACCGCCCCUAAAGACGCCAUUGUCCGCAUAACGCAUUGUUGCAUCUGCGGCUCUGACCUGCAUAUGUACGGAGGUGAGAUGAACAUGGCGAUGCAACCAGGGGACAUCCUCGGCCACGAGGCGAUCGGGUACAUCGAGGAAGUUGGCCCCGAGGUCCAGAACUUUAAGGCUGGUGACCGCGCCAUCAUCCUGCCUGUCAUCGCAUGCGGUGAAUGCUUUUACUGCCAGAACCAGCAGUACUCACUGUGUGACACAACCAACCCGUCAAAGGCCAUGAGCGAUCUGUACGGCCACCGCCUAUCCGGCAUCUUUGGCUACUCCCAUCUCACAGGUGGCUAUUCAGGCAACCAGGCCGAGUUCUGCCGCGUCCCCAACGCCGACAUCGUACUCCUCCACUGUCCCGAGGACAUGCCCGCCAAGAAAGCGCUCGCCCUCGCCGACGUCACCGACACCGCCUGGCACGGUGUCGAGCUCGCCGAGGUCCGUGGCGCGAAGAAAGUCUAUGCGGUGGACAAGGACCCCCAGCGUUUGAAGAUCGCCGAGUCACACGGCAUGAUUCCUGUAGACGCGUCGAAAGUCAAGCCCGAUGAGUACAUCCUGUCAGUCGAGCCGCGCGGGCUAGACCGCGGGAUUGAAGCAAGCGGGUUCCGCGCCACGAACUCGGUCACGCAUAAGCUUAUGCGGGCGACUGGACUGGAAGGGGAUAGUACGGACACCAUCAGCGAGGUGAUCAAGGCGACACGGAAAGGUGGGAAUGUGGCGUUGAUCGGAGACUUUUUCUUUCAUACAAACAUGUUCCCUAUUGGCAUGUUGAUGGAGAAGACGAUUACCCUGCGUGGUGGACAGCUCAUGGCGCAGAAGUACUAUCCGUACCUCUUGGAUCUGGUCAAGGAAGGGAAAUAUGAUCCUUCAUUCGUGUUCACGAACGUCGAUGACUUUGAGAACAUCCCACAGGAGUUUGACAUGCAGUUCCACCAAAAGGUACCAGGAGGAUUGAAGUCGAUCAUGGUUACGCCCUAUGGCCGCGAGUUGAACCAGCCGUUAUGA